Molecule: messenger RNA, 1122 nt
Organism: Kogia breviceps (pygmy sperm whale)
Lineage: Eukaryota; Metazoa; Chordata; Mammalia; Artiodactyla; Physeteridae
Gene: RBMXL2
Product: RBMX like 2
Biological process (GO): positive regulation of mRNA splicing, via spliceosome
Cellular component (GO): spliceosomal complex
Molecular function (GO): RNA binding
Source: RefSeq, a predicted model, not a curated record
AUGGUAGAAGUGGAUCGCCCGGGGAAGCUCUUCAUUGGGGGUCUCAACCUCGAAACCGACGAGAAAAUUCUCGAGGCCACGUUUGGCAAGUAUGGCUGCAUCACCGAGGUGCUCCUGGUGAAAGAUCGAGAAACCAGCAAGUCCAGGGGCUUUGCGUUCGUCACCUUCGAAAGCCCGGCAGACGCCAAGGCCGCCGCCAGAGACAUGAACGGCAAGUCCCUGGAUGGUAAGGCCAUCAAGGUGGCCCAGGCCACCAAGCCGGCGUUCGAGAGCGGCCGGCGGGGCCCGCCGCCGUCCCGUAGCCGCCCGAGGGGCCUGCUCGGGGACCACGGCAGCGGCCCUCGGCGCCCCCAGUCCCGGGGCGGGCCGGCGGACGACAGCGGCUACGCGGGCGACUUCGACGUGCGGUCCUCCCGGGUCCCGCUGCCUGUGAAGCGCGGGCCGCCGCCGCCGCGCAGGUCCGGCCCGCCCCCGAAGAGGGCCGCGCCGUCGGGCCCGGCUCGCAGCGGAGGCAGUGGAAUAAGCGGGCGGCCCCCGGCCGCGCGCGGGCGAGACGGCUAUGCCGGCCCGCCGCGCCGGGACCCCCCGCCCCCGCGCCGGGACCCCUACCUGGGCCCCCGGGAGGAGGGCUACUCGCCCCGAGACGGCCGCGACUACUCGAGCGCCCGCGACCCCCGGUAUUUUGCCCCCUCGCCCAGAGAGUACACCUACCGCGACUACGGCCACUCCAGUGCCCGGGACUACUGUCCAUCGAGAGGCUAUGGCGACCGAGACGGCUACGGGGGGCGCGACCGCGACUACGUGGAUAACCGAGACCCCUUCGAGAGCUACGGGGACCCGCGCAGCGCCGGCCCUGCACGUGAGCCCCCGCCAUCUUACGGCAGCGGCCGCUACAUCGAGUACCGCGGCUGCUCUCCCGACGCUUACGGCGGCGGCCGGAGCGAGCGCUAUUGGAGGGGCCGCGACCGGGCAGGCAGAGCUGAUCGUCGGCUGCCGCCGUUCGUGGAGAGGGGGUGCCCGCCCCCGCGCGAGUCCUAUGGCGGGUCCAGCCGCAGGGCCCCCCUAGGCGGAGGCCGCCUGGGAAGCUUCUCGCAGAGAGGGGGAGACCGAAGCAGAUACUAA